This is a messenger RNA of Lycium barbarum (goji berry), 1051 nucleotides long. RefSeq names its product blue copper protein-like. The record is from RefSeq and is a predicted model, not a curated record. Gene Ontology annotation, molecular function: electron transfer activity. The coding region runs from base 1 to 306 and encodes 101 amino acids. The transcript has 2 exons. Gene Ontology annotation, cellular component: plasma membrane. Lineage: Eukaryota; Viridiplantae; Streptophyta; Magnoliopsida; Solanales; Solanaceae.
AUGGCCAAAUUAGUACUUGUGUGCAUUUUCUUGAUCAUUUUGAAUGCUGCAAUACCAAAAAGCUUUGCAAAGGAGUAUGUGGUUGGGGACAAAAGAGGUUGGAGUCCAAGUGUUGAUUAUCAUCCAUGGCCUUAUGGGAAAAGCUUAAGUGUUGGAGAUGUUCUUCAUUUCUUCUACAGCCCAAAAGUGAUAGAUGUGGCAUCAGUGGAUAUUUCAAGCUAUGUACUUUGUGGCAGUGUCAAAACUUUUUACAAGGAUAAUUGUGGCAGGACCUCAAUUACUCUUGAUAAAUCAGGGUCGUACUAGCUCAUCUUUACAAACAAACAAGGCUGCUUUACAGGUCUCAAGCUAGAGUUGCAUGUUCUUUGAAAAUUAUGUGGAGUAUUAUCGUGAAGAGUUCGUUGUGAUUUUUUUUUUCUUUUUCUUUCUUAUUCUCAAAUUUAUUCUUUUAUGCACUUGUAAUAACGUUUUGCUUGUAACAUGAAUGUUCUACUUAUUAGCUUGAUCUAAUUUUCUCUUUGAUGAACUCUAGAUUAAUGUCGUACCUCUCACAAGAGAACAUGUGGUGCUUGGAUCGAAAUAAUAGACAUUACGCGGAAGCUAAUAAUUACAAACUUUAAACGAUGAUAAAUCAUGAAUAAAAAUAAAAAUAAAUCAAAAGCGAAUAUUAUAACGUAGUUUGGUCAAUUGACAUAAAAAAAUAUAAAAACUAUAGAGAAAAUAAUCCCUCCCAAACAACAUUCUUUUAACGACUACAUUGUGGAUGCUCUUAUGUUGUUGUGUGAGAAGGAAAAAUCCCCAAUUUAUAGAAGUGCAAAACUUCUCGUCCAAGAAAAAAAAUAUAUAUAUAAGUCAUUUUCUAACAAGAAAACCUUUUCUACCAAAAAAAAAAAAAAAUCUCUAAGAUAGAAAUUCAAGGCAAACUCUAACAUAUGGCUCUAUAUCUUUAAACUUUCCAUUGUUAAUAGAUUGGAUUUUCUUCACAUUUCACUGUUGUUAGUUCUAUCUAAUUUACUUUUCGGACUUAUAGAAUUUUACAAAUGAAAGUUUA